Molecule: messenger RNA, 222 nt
Organism: Acaulospora morrowiae
Lineage: Eukaryota; Fungi; Glomeromycota; Glomeromycetes; Diversisporales; Acaulosporaceae
Source: the annotation of a GenBank genome assembly
AUGUCUGCACGCGAAACCUUUUUGGGAGAAAUUCAAAUUCUUAUAGCAGCUGCGACUCGCAACACUCAAAGGACAUGGCCUCUGAGAAUUAAGGAUGUUCUCAGAAUCACAAGAAUCGCAUUUCCAAAUAUGGAUACUUCAAUAGAACAAUGCGAUCAGAUAAAAGAAAUAGUGGGGUAUCCCGAACAUUUGAGCAGUGGUUCCUUGCCAUUGCUAGUGUAG